Molecule: messenger RNA, 10050 nt
Organism: Lutra lutra (Eurasian river otter)
Lineage: Eukaryota; Metazoa; Chordata; Mammalia; Carnivora; Mustelidae
Gene: EYS
Product: eyes shut homolog
Molecular function (GO): calcium ion binding
Source: RefSeq, a predicted model, not a curated record
UUCCAGAAUGCACUAAUUUGCAAAGUGGAAGCUGAGAACAUCCAUCUACCUAUUGGUGAAUGAGCAGAGAAUACCUUGUAUCUAUAAAGCCAGAGCGGGAUAUUUAAACCAGUUGAACUCUCCUGUUGAUCAAAAUCCACUGUCACAAAUCCAUUUGCAUUUUGGGAUUUGAAGAAAAACCAGUUCCCAGGAUCCUUGAACAAAAUCUCUGCUUGGAAAUUUUCAGCAACACUCAAAUCCAUUUUGCACCAGUUCUUUAUGACACUUUCAUGACAGACUACAAAGUACAAUUGCCCAAAAUGAUUAAUAAAUCAAUUAUGCUUCUGAGCCUAGUGGUUCUUCAUAGCACAUUUAUAAAUGGAAAAACAACAUGUAAAUGGCAAUUUGUGGAAGAAUGGCAUAUACAGCCAUUAUUAUAUGUGGUGAAUUGGACACUAACAGAAAACAUCUGCAUGGACUUCUAUAGAGAUUGCUGGUUUGGGGAUGUAAAUACCAAAAUGAAUACUUCAGGCAAUCAAGUUGUUCCCCAGAUUUGCCCUUUGCAAAUUCAGUUAGGGGACAUCCUUGUAAUUUCUUCUGAACCAUCUCUUCAGUCUCCAGAAAUAAAUUUGAUGAAUGUUUCUGAAGCAUCAUUCAUUGACUGUCUGCAAAACACCACAACUGAAGAUCAGUUACUUUUUGGUUGCAAACUAAAAGGAAUGCAUACUGUUAAUUCUCAGUGGCUGAGUGUUGGGACACAUUAUUUUAUCACAGUUAAAGCAAGUGGUCCAUCGCUUUGUCACCAGGGGCUACGACUAAAUGUGACAGUGAAAGAACAGUUCUGCCAGGAAUCUCUGAGUUCAGAAUUUUGCUCUGGGCAUGGCAAAUGUCUUACUGAAGUUUGGAGCAAGACAUACAGCUGCCAUUGCCACCCUCAAUUUUCUGGAAAAUAUUGCCAAGAACUUGAUGCAUGUUCUUAUAAGCCAUGUGAAAAUAAUGGCAUUUGCAUUAAUAAAAGAGGAAAAUGGAAUACACAAGUAUAUGAAUGUAUCUGUCACCAGCCAUUUACAGGCAAAAAUUGUUCAGAAAUUAUUGACCAAGGUCAACCACAUAUCUGUUUCCAUGGGAAUUGCAGCAAUAUUACUAUAUAUAAUUUCAUCUGUGAAUGUGAUGAACCAUUUUCAGGUCCGUCCUGUGAGGAGUCAAUGGAAUGUUAUAUUUCUCAGUCUUGUUGGAAAGGGAAUAUUUGCCAAAAUAAAAGCUCUGUUUACAUUUGUGAAUGCCCAGAAGGAUUUUUUGAUGAAAACUGUGAAACUGAUAUGUACAAAUGUUCAUCAAUGCCAUGUCAGAAUGAUGCAGACAACAUUCAUAUUCCAAAUGGUACUACGUACAUCUGUUCAGCAAUAUUUACAGGCAAGCUUUGUAAGAGACAACUUCAAAUACCACGCGAGUCAUUUCCUUGCAAGAAUAAUACUGCAUGUAUGAAAUAUGGGAAGGAUUAUCAUUGCAGUUGUUUGCCAGGAUUUACUGGAAAAAACUGUGAGAAAGUAAUUGACCACGGUAGACUGCUCAGCAUCAACUGUCUGAAUGAAGGAUGGUGUUUCUAUAUAAGUGGAAGAUUCAGAUAUGUAGGUACUUUAGAGUGCACAAGAUAUUCCUGUUGGCUUGUGAAGAAUGUUUGCUUCAUUCAUCUGUACCCCUGCUACUCUGGAACCAAAAGCCAUGACAUUUGCCAAGCUAAAGUCCAUCCUCCUCCUCAAUUUAAAUAUUUGUGGCAACUGGUAUUUAAAGGAUCUGAGGAUGGAAAUUGUGAAGUGUCUGUUGAUGCCUACUUUUUUCUCUCUGCAAACUAUACUGAAGGAGCAGUCUAUGUGAACCCAUCUGAAGACCUUGAUUAUGUAUGUUGGUUCCUAUGUGAAGGAACAAUAGAGAUGUGUGAAAAUGAAUGCAGUUGUUUGACUAAAGAAGACAAUAAGAGACGCUGGUGCCUAUGUAUUCCAAGAUGGGCUUGCAAAAUGUCUUUGGAAAAUACAACUGAUUAUGAAGAAAGUGGAUGUCAACAUGAAGCUCUUUAUAAAGAUGAAAUUAAUAAAUCCAGAUGCAGCUGUUCUCCUGUUUACAUGGACGGAUUCUAUAACCUCAGUGUUGAAGAUUGCUUAGGAAACCAGAGUACAUCAGUGCAUGGCUUCUGCUUGGUCCAUUUGCACAACUGCAACUGUAGCUGUCUGCAAAGAUCUGAAAGAAACAUCUGUGAAAUAGAAACUGAAGAUUGUAAAUCUGUACCCUGCAAAAAUGAAGCAACCGGUAUACAUUUAAGUGGCCAUUUCUACUGCAAAUGUAUCCCAGGAUUUACAGGCAACCAAUAUAAAAUAAACACAGAUUUGUGUUCUUCACAUCCAUGCAAGAAUGGCGCUACCUGCAUUGACCAACCUGGUAAUUACUUCUGCCAUUGUGUGGCUCCAUUUAAAGUGGUUAAUGGCUUCUCCUGCUUAUGCAAUCCGGGUUUUGCUGGCUUGAGGUGUGAACAGGACAUUGAUGAUUGUAUCCUGAAUGCCUGUGAGCACAAUUCUACCUGCAAAGAUCUUCAUCUCAGCUACCAGUGUGUCUGCUUACCUGGUUGGGAAGGAAGUUUUUGCGAACAAGAAUCCAAUGACUGCAAAAUGAAUACUUGUAAGAACAAUUCCACCUGUACUGACAUCUACAAUAGCAAUCACUGUGAGUGUACAUCUGGAUGGACUGGACAAAACUGUAGUGAAGAAAUAAAUGAAUGUGACUCUGACCCAUGCAUGAAUGGAGCUCUUUGUCAUGAGUCUACCAUUCCUGGGCAAUUUGUAUGCCUGUGUCCACCCUUUUAUACUGGAAAAUUUUGCCAUCAACACUAUAACCCUUGUGAUCCAGUCAGUGACCCUUGCAGAAACAACUCAACAUGUUUGACUUUGGUAGAUGGAACUCAUUCCUGUGUGUGUAGAGAAGGAUUUGAGGGUGAACAUUGUGAAAUUAAUGUGGAUGAGUGCUUCUCCCUUCCCUGUCAGAAUUAUGGUGACUGUCAAGAUGGGGUCAACAAUUUCAGAUGUGUUUGCAGACCUGGGUUUUCUGGAACUCUAUGUGAACUUGAAACAAAUGAGUGUUCUUCUAGACCUUGCAAAAAUAAUGGGACCUGUGUGGAUCUGGCAAACAGAUCUGUGUGUAAUUGUGAGCCAAGGUACCAUGGACCUUUGUGUGAAUUGGAUAUGAGUAAAUGCAAAAUCUCACUUUGUCUGGAUAGAGAAGAUUGUGUCAGCAGAACUGGUGGAUACAGCUGCCUCUGUGAUCCUGGUUAUACAGGCAUUCAUUGUGAAGUAAAUAUAGAUGAAUGUCUAUCAGAUCCCUGUCUCCAUGAUGGAACUUGUAUUGAUGGCAUCAAUCAUUAUGCCUGUGACUGCAAGAGUGGAUUUUUUGGAACACACUGUGAAAAAAAUGCAAAUGAUUGCCUCUCAAAUCCUUGUCUAUAUGGAAGAUGUAUAGAUCUCGUUAGCGAGUAUCAAUGUUCAUUUGUUGCAGAAUGGACUAGCUCAAGAUGUGAGAUCAAGAUUAAUAACUGUACAUCAAUUCCUUGCAUAAAAGAAGACUCCUGUGAGAAAUCAGUCCAUGACUUUACUUGGAUUUGCCCAAGUGGAUACACUGGUGCAUAUUGUGAAAUAAAUAUUGACAGUCAUGCUGAGCCUGAACUGAAUUUGGUCUUCUGGCUUAAUGGAUGGAUUUGUGUUGAUGGAUCUGGACACAAGUUUUACUGCAGAUGUCUUCCUGGAUUUUCUGGGCAAUUUUGUAAAAUUAAUAUAAAUGAAUGUUCUUCAUCACUAUGUCUAAAGGGUGCAAAGUGUGAAGAUCACAUCAAUGGAUGUAUUUGCAAAUGUCAACAAGGACAGUCAGGACAUCACUAUGAGUAUGGACUUGAAGAGUGCAUUUCCAACUUAUGUGUUCAUGGAAUAUGCACAGAAAAUGAACCUGGCCUUGGCUCAACAUGUUUACACAUAUCUGGAUUUGUGACCUGCGCCACUGGGCUCUUUUGUGGUGAUGGAAUAGGGAGCAUUACCUGUUUACCUCCCAUCUCUGAAAGAACCGAUCUCAUUUCAACACGAACAUAUACAGUACCUGCUUCUGACACUUCAGCCAGUGGCUUUCCAUCAGCAAGGGCUACAGGACUAUGGACCAUAAUGGCUACUUACCCAGUUGACCCAGGUCCCAAACAGACAGAUAUUAUCAAGGAUGGUGUUCUCCCAACCACUGGUUUGGCAGCAUUAAGUAUUGGCAUAUCUUUUGAAAGCUAUAUACUCAAAGAACUGAUUUCCACUAGAGAGCUCUCAGCCAAAUACAGUCUUCGUUCUUCCACAGAUGUUUCCUCUUCUCAGUUUCUGAAUUUUGGUGUUCAUGACCCAGCACAAAUUGUCUGGGGCAAAACAUCCAUAUCAUAUAUGCCUAUCCAAACUUCAGUAGCCAUGCCAGGAUUCCUUUUCCCAAGUAGGGGAGAGAGGGCCUCAUUUAUCAUCUCUUCUUUCAUGACAGAUUCUAUUUUUCCUACAGAAUCUUUAUUAUUUGAGAAUAAUCAGACUAUUGCCUUAUCUACUACCACAAUGAGUUCAGUAAUUACUGGCAUUCCAGGGGCUGAUAUUAAAUUAAACAGGCACUCAUUACUCUCCCAUGGAUUCCUGCUCACAACUGCUUCUACAAGUGCACCUCCAAUUGUCUCAAGGGGGGCUCAAGAGGAUAUUGAAGGAUAUUCAGCUGUUUCCUUAAUUUCAAGAAGAGAGUACUGGAGAUUGCUAAGCUCCUCAAUGUCUCCCAUUUCUCCUGCUAAGAUAAUUAUAUCUAAACAGGUAGCCAUCUUAAACUCAUCAACUCUGCACCAAUUCACUACACAAGCUUCCUUUCCCAGUGAAUACCAGGUUAUUAUGGAAGCAUCUAGCAACCAGAGACUCACAAACAUCAAAUCACAGGCUGCUGAUUCUUUAAGUGAAUUAAGCCAAACUUGUGCAACAUGUUCUAUGACUGAAAUAAAAUCCUCUCAUGAAUUCUCAGAUCGAGUUUUGCAUAGCAACCAUUCCCACUUUUAUGAGACAUUCUGGAUGAACUCAGUGAUAUUAGCCAGCUGGUAUGCACUAAUGGGAAUUCAAACUAUCACUUCUGGGCAUUCAUUUUCCUCUGCUACUGAAAUAACUCCAUCAGCAGCGUUCACAGAGCUGUCAUCUUUAUUCCUUUCUAAAAAGAGUACAGAAAAAAGGAUUUUAUCCUCAUCCUUGGAAGAAUCUACUACCCUAUCAAGUAAUUUGGAUGUUAACUUAUGUUUGGAUAAGACUUAUUUAUCCAUUGUCCCAUCACAAACUACCUCUUUAUACCUGAUGAAUACUGAUUUGACUUCAAAACUGGCUACUGAUGAUCCUUCUCUGUCAGAAAAUGUUUUAAAACUAUUGACAAUAGGACAAUAUGGUGUAACUGUGGGCCCCACUGAGAUACUGAAUCAAGACAAUUUAUUGGAUGUGCAAGAGAUUAAAGGAUCUCAUCAACAGUCCAAACUUCUCACACAUGAUAGCUCUCUAGAUUUUGAAUUAAAUUUAGAAAAUCAUCCGGAAACUGUACAUUCAAGUGACCUCAAAAACAACCUGCUUCCUUACAUGAACUCAGUGUCUGAUUUUUCAGAAGUAACCUCUAAUGUUCAAUUUUAUGCAGUUUCAGCAAGUCAGUCACUUCCAAUACAGACCUCUUUCCCUAUGUCUGUACUUAUGCCAGACUGGACAUAUUAUACAGAUUAUCUGACCUUCACAUCUGAUUUAAAAGAAGGGCUCAGAACUUCUUCAGAGUGGUCCAAAUGGGAACUUCAGCCUAGUGUACAUGGCUGGGAACCUCUUGAUGCAAGCCAGAGGCUUCCUGUCACUAGAUCUCUUACUUUGUCUUCCCCGGAGUUGAUUCCUCUUCAGCUGAUGAUUUCUGGUUUCAGUUGUGCUUGUUAUUAUGGAGAUUCCUAUCUAGAAUUUCAGAAUGUGUUGUUAAAUCCACAGAACAACAUGUCACUAGAAUUUCAGACCUUCAACUCCUAUGGACUCCUGCUCUAUCUCAAACAAGACUCAGAUUCAGUAGAUGGGUUUUUUAUUCAAUUAUGUAUUGAAAAUGGUACUUUAAAGUACUACUUUUUCUGUGCUGGUGAAGCAAAAUUGAGAAGCAUUAACAGUACUAUUAAAGUAGAUGAUGGACAGAAGUAUACACUUCUCAUCAGGCAAGAAUUUGAUCCAUGUAGAGCUGAAUUGACUAUUCUAGGGAGGACUAUAAAGGCAAGUGAAUCUGUCAAUCACGUAUCUGGAAAACCCUUGCCAGAAUCAGGAUCUCUCUUUAUUGGUGGAUUUCCGUAUCUUCAUGGUGCAAAUCAGCAACCUCUCCCUCCCAGAAAUUUUACUGGCUGCAUAGAAGUUAUAGAAAUCAAUAACUGGAAAUUUUUUAUCCCAUCCAAGGCAGUGAGAAAAAUUCAUGUGGACAAUUGCAGAUCCCAGGAUUCUACUCUGUCUACAGUGUCCUCUGUUGCUCCUUCUGGUAUAACAGAAGGGGUUGGCUCCCUAUGGACUUUCCUCAGCUCCCCUCUUGCAGUGCCAUCCACGUGCCAGGAGAAUGUGUGUCACAAUGGAGGCACUUGCCAUCCUGUCUUCCUCUCCAGUGGUAUGUUCUCAUUCCACUGUGACUGUCCACUACAUUUUACUGGCCGUUUCUGUGAACAAGAUGCAGGUUUAUUAUUUCCAUCUUUCAACGGGAAUUCCUAUAUAGAACUGCCUUUUUUUACAACCCUGGAUGAGUUGAAAUUUGUGCCAGAGAAGGAACGUAACAGAACUGUUACCAUCUACUUGACUAUAAAAACAAGCACUUUGAAUGGAACUAUUCUCUACAGUAAUGAGAAGAAUAUUGGGCAACACUUUCUUCAUUUGUUUCUCGUGGAAGGACAGCCCACAGUUAAAUAUGGAUGUGGAAGUUCUCAAAAUAUCUUGACUCUUUCUGCUAGUUACAGAAUUAACACAAAUGUCUUCAUCCCUAUCACAGUACGCUACACAAUCCCCGUUGGCAGCCCUCAGGUUGCUUGCAUGAUUGAAAUGACUGCAGAUGGAAAACCUCCAAUACAGAAGCAAGACACAGAGAUACCCCAUGUCUCUCAGGUACAUUUUGAAUCAAUGUUCCUUGGCCAUAUCCCAGCAAAUAUUAAGAUCCAUAAGAAAGCAGGUCACAUUUAUGGCUUCAAAGGCUGCAUUCAAGAGUUUCAAGUAAACAACAAAGAAUUCUUCAUCAUUGAUGACGCACUGCGUGGAAAGAACAUUGAGAACUGCCAUGUCCCAUGGUGUGCUCAUCAUCUAUGCCACAACAAUGGCACCUGCAUCAGUGAUCAUGGAAACUGGUUUUGUGAGUGUCCGAGGCUAUACGCAGGCAAGAUGUGCCAGUUUGCUACCUGUGAAAACAGCCCGUGUGGGGACGGUGCCACCUGUGUUCCUAAAUCCAAGACAGAUGUCAUCUGCCUCUGCCCAUAUGGGAGGUCUGGAUUCCUCUGCACGGACGCUGCUGAUAUUUCUCGGCCCAGGUUCAGGGGCACAGACGCCUUCGGAUACACGUCAUUUCUGGCUUAUUCACGGAUCCCAGACAUCGGCUUCAGUUAUGAAUUCCACUUGAAGUUUCAGCUGGCAAAUAAUCACUCGGCACUGCAAAAUAACUUAAUAUUUUUCACUGGACAGAAGGGCCAUGGGUUGAAUGGCGACGAUUUCCUGGCUGUGGGUCUGCACAACGGCAGUGUGGUUUACACUUACAACUUGGGAUCGGGCACAGCCAGUAUCAGCAGUGAUCCCCUCGAUCUGAGCCUCGCCAUCCACACCGUCCGUCUGGGGAGGUUCUUCCAGAUGGGCUGGCUGAAGGUAGAUGAUCAUAAAAAUAAAUCCGUCAUCUCCCCGGGAAGACUGGUUGGUCUCAAUGUCAUCAGUCAGUUUUAUGUAGGUGGCUACAGUGAAUAUACACCAGAUCUCUUACCCAGUGGAGCCAAUUUUAAAAACGGCUUUCAAGGUUGCAUUUUCACUGUGCAAGUUCGCACUGAGAAGGGCCGUUUCAGAGGCUUGGGAGACCCUGAGGGCCACCCGACUGCCGGGCGCAGCGUUGACCAGUGCGAUGCUUCUGCCUGCAGUUUAAUGAAAUGUGCCAACGGUGGGACAUGCAUAGAGGGUAGAUCUGCUGCUUACUGUGAUUGUCCCCUUGGGUGGAAAGGAGAAUUCUGCACAGAGACCAUUUCCACCUGUGACCCUGAACAUGACCCUCCACACAACUGUAGCAAAGGGGCAACUUGUGUUUCACUGCCCCAUGGAUACACCUGUUACUGUCCUCUGGGAACCACUGGAAUCUACUGUGAACAAGUUUUUUCUAUAAGUGAUCCAUCUUUCAGAAGCCAUGAAUUAUCCUGGAUGUCUUUUGCUUCCUUCCGUAUUCGAAAAAAGACACAUAUUCAGUUGCAGUUUCAGCCUCUUUCUGCAGAUGGCAUCUUAUUUUAUGUUGCACAACACUUAAAAGCACAAUCAGGUGAUUUUUUAUGUAUAUCCUUAGUAAAUGGUUCUGUUCAAUUUCGCUACAACCUUGGUGAUGGAACUAUCAUUCUAGAAACUCUCCAAAAAGUAACGACGGAUGGAAGUACUUGGCAUGUGAUUAAAGCAGGAAGAGUUGGUGCAGAAGGCUACCUGGAUCUGGAUGGGAUAAAUGUAACGGAAAAAGCCAACGCUAGAAUGAGCUCCCUGGACACACAUACUGACUUCUAUAUUGGGGGAGUGUCAUCCUUGAAUCUUGUAAACCCUAUGUCCAUAGCAAGUGAACCUAUAGGUUUUCAUGGUUGUGUCCGAGAAGUUAUUAUAAAUAAUCAAGUAUUACAACUAACUGAAUUAGGAGCAAAACGAGGUUCAAAUGUAGGUGACUGUGAUGGGACACCCUGUGAGUACAAUGUGUGCAGAAAUAGGGGUGAAUGUGUAGUAAAUGGCACAACUUUUUCUUGCAGAUGUUUGCCACAUUGGGCUGGAAAUACAUGUGACCGGUCUGUGUAUUGUUUAAAUAAUCUUUGUCUUCACCAAUCUCUAUGUAUACCUCAAGAGUCAUAUUCUUACACUUGUUUGUGUGCUUUGGGUUGGGUGGGAAAGUAUUGUGAAAACAAAACUUCAUUUUCAACUGCAAAAUUUAUGGGUAAUUCUUACAUUAAAUACAUUGAUCCAGAUUACAGGAGGAGAAACCUUCAGUUCACUACUAUAUCCUUAAAUUUCAGUACCGCUGAAACAGAAGGCUUAAUUGUAUGGAUAGGAAAAGCUCAAAAUGAAGAAAGUGAUUUUCUGGCAAUUGGUCUCCAUAAUCAGUCCUUGAAAAUAGCAGUUAACUUAGGAGAAAGCAUUUCUGUGCCUAUGACCUAUAACAAUGGCACAUUCUGUCAUAAUAAAUGGUACCAUGUAAGAGUAAUUCAAAAUCAGACUCUUAUUAAGGCCUACCUAGAUGACAAUCUAGUCAUCUCUGAGGAUAUUGACCCCCACAAAAAAUUUGUUGCUCUAAACUAUGAUGGCAUUAGUUAUCUAGGGGGCUUUGAAUAUGGCCAAAAGGUAAAUAAAGUGACUCGAGAGAUUUUUAAAAGAGCUUUUGUAGGCAAAAUUAAAGAUGUAUUUUUUCAGGACUCAAAAAAAAUUGAGCUAAUUAAAUCAGAGGGAUACAAUGUCUUUAAUGGAGAUGAACAAAAUUAAUUAUAUAAACUACUAGUGAUUUUAAUUUACAAAAUGUAUGUGUAAAUGUAGUUGUUUCAGAUAGUCAUUUCUUUGGCACACUGUAGUCUAAAUGCUACACAUCUUUUUCUAUAAGUUUAUAAAAUAUAGCUGAGGAAACGAUUUGUUUUCCUACACCCAAUAUAUCUGUAAAUCUGUUGAUUCCAAAGUUUUUACCCCAUUUUGUGUUUACACAAAUUUGUUUACACAAAUUUCAAAUAAAAUUUAGGUGGGAUAAAUGAUACAAAGAAAAAUAAAUGAAAAAGCAAAUAACCAUAGAAAAAUAAAAAUUAUAUUA